AUGAGCGCCCUCCCGAGAGGCAUCAAGGCCGUACUGGCCAAGGCCCCGACCGACGUGGUCAUCGUGUCCUCUCUCCGCACGCCCAUCUGCCGCUCCUACAAGGGCCAGCUGAAGGACGCCUUUCCCGAGGAGCUCCUCUCCGUCGUCCUGCGCGCCACCCUCGACAAGCACCCGCAGCUCGACCCGGCCAAGAUCGACGACAUCGCCGUCGGCGUCGUGCUCAACGAGCUGGGCGGGUCCAAGGCCGCCCGCAUGGCCAUAAACCACAUCGGCUUCCCCAACUCGACGUCGCUAUAUACCGCCAACCGCGCAUGCGCGUCGUCGUUACAGGCCAUUACCCUCGUAGCCGCGCAGAUCAAGACCGAGAUGAUCGACGUCGGCAUUGGUGCGGGAAUGGAGUCCAUGACGCGCAACUACGGCACCCGCGCCAUCCCCGUCGACGUCUGGCCUGAGCUGAAGCAGUCGCCUAACCAGGACGCUCUGGACUGCCUUAUGCCGAUGGGCCUGACGUCGGAGAACGUUGCCGAGCGGUACGGCGUGUCCCGCGCGGACCAAGACGCUUUUGCGGUCGAGUCCCAUAAGCGGGCUGCCCGCGCCCGCGACAACGGUUGGUUCGACACCGAGAUCGUCCCCGUCACGACCCGCUUUCAGGAGGUUGACAAGGAGGGCAAGCCCGUCGGCGACCCCAAGACCAUCACUGUCACCGCUGACGACGGUAUUCGGGCCAAUGCUUCUCUGGAAUCCCUCGCCAAGCUCAAACCCGCCUUCAAGCCCACAGGCGCAAGCACAGCCGGUAACUCGAGCCAAGUCUCCGACGGCGCAGCCGCCACUUUGCUCAUGCGCCGCAGCACGGCGGCGCAACUCGGCCUAACAGAUAGCAUCAUCGGCAAGUUUGUCGGUUCUGCGGUAGUCGGCUGCAAGCCUGACGAGAUGGGCAUCGGACCUGCCCUCGCGAUCCCCAAGGUGCUGAACCAGUUCGGGUUGAGCACGAAUGACGUGCAGCGGUGGGAGAUCAACGAGGCGUUUGCUAGCCAAGCGAUCUACUGCGUGCGGGAGCUGGGGCUGGAGAAGGCGUGGGAGGAGGGCAAGGUGAAUCCGGAUGGUGGUGCGAUUGCGCUGGGACACCCGCUGGGUGCGACGGGUGCCAGGAUGGUGGCUACGCUGAUGCAUGGGCUGGGGAGGACGGGGGGUGAGGUUGGUGUUGUGAGCAUGUGCAUUGGUACGGGGAUGGGUAUGGCUGGUGUCUUUGUUAGGGAGUAA
This is a messenger RNA of Thermochaetoides thermophila DSM 1495, 1260 nucleotides long. RefSeq names its product 3-ketoacyl-CoA thiolase-like protein. The record is from RefSeq and is a predicted model, not a curated record. The coding region runs from base 1 to 1260 and encodes 419 amino acids. The transcript has a single exon. Lineage: Eukaryota; Fungi; Ascomycota; Sordariomycetes; Sordariales; Chaetomiaceae. Gene Ontology annotation, biological process: phenylacetate catabolic process; fatty acid beta-oxidation. Gene Ontology annotation, molecular function: acetyl-CoA C-acyltransferase activity. Gene Ontology annotation, cellular component: peroxisome.